CCAUGAGUCCAGACAGAGACUCAACUUUCCCCUAAGACUACCUACAACUAUCUGCUUAACAAGACACCACAGACUCCAAGCUACGUACCUGAAUCCCUACCGGCUGCUCCAAGGGACUCUCCUCCAUUUUUUCAGGAUGAGGGCUGCUAUGCUUCUGCUGGUCAUCACUCUCAUUGCGGUCGAGAGUGUAGCUGGAGGGAAAAACAAGAAAGAGAAAAACAAGCCUUCCCAGUCCGGGUCAGAAUGCACCAACUGGCGCUAUGGUAACUGUGUCCCUAGCAACGGGGACUGUGGAUUAGGGUUUAGAGAGGGGUCAUGUGAGCAGCAGAACCAGAGGAUGAAAUGUAGAAUACCGUGCAACUGGAAAAAGAAAUUUGGAGCUGACUGCAAGUAUCGCUUUGAUAGUUGGGGAGAGUGUGAUCCAAGCUCUGGCUUGCGGACCAGAAUGGGGACGUUAAAGAAGGCUUUGUUUAAUGCGGAAUGUCAACCGUCUAUUUCUGCCUCCAAACCCUGCACUGAAAAAAUCAAGACACGAAGCAAAGCAAAGAAGACAAAAGGCGAGGGCAACUAGAAGUCUGUGGAAAGGAGUCAAAGAGCCAGCUGACAGCUGCACAGUGCCCCCAACGCUUAUAGAAUAGUUUCCUGAUUCUUAUAGACACAUAUUUGAAUACAGGUUUCUUACACCUUAACAAACCCAUUAUGUAUGUUUUUAAACGAAAAAUAGAAGACAGUAAAGUACUAAAUCUCUUUAGGACUAAUAAAAUGAGUAUUGCCUACACUGGCUUCCAAAUCAAAGUGCAUUUGGAAUAUUAAAAUUAUAUAUUUUUCAAAACCACCACCUUACAAAUUUGUUUAACUUUGAUAAAUGUUAUAACAUUUUCCCCGUUGAGGUGUUCUCAUUAAGUGAUCCAUCAUCGCCUCCAAACCUUUUCUUGUGCUCCACUCCAUUAUAGCUUCACUGGGAAUAUGAGCUAUUUAAACUCCCAGUUUUCUUAGCCAUUCUGAAUCAGUUCUUGGAUGUGUCGGUACCAUCCACACACAAACUGUAUACUUUGUGUUCUAUUCUGUCCCAAUAAAGCAGCCAUCCGGUUCAAAACUUCAAAUCACCACGGGUAUACUCGUAUGAAAGUGCAUUUGGUAUAUCAGGUAAUACAUUUGCCUUAGGGCACAAAACCACUAACCACCUCCCCACCCACAACCCUCUCUCACUGAAGAAUUGCCAUUCCAUCUAUCCUGUCCAAGGUUUGCUCAAACCGUAUUAUUUUCUUUUGUUUAUUAAACAUUGCACAACAUGGUGUGACACUGUCCAUUUUUGUAUUAUUUCAGACUUUUCUAGACCUGUAAGCAUAAUGCAAAUGUUCAAUGGACUGUACUUGUUUUUCUCUUUUGUAGUCUGGACUACUCAAGGCUCUUUAAAAUUAGAUCUGAUCCAUUCAUACACUGAUGACAGGAGGUACAGUACACUAAAGCUAUGUGUGAAAUUCUGGCUGAGGUGUUUUUAUAAUUUUAGUAAGCAAUGAUGCAUACUGAAAACUAUAAGUCAAAAAACAUAUGGUAUGGGUAUAGGACAAUGGUGCGUGUAUGUGCUUGCAGUUGUAUUACACUCAGGAGAGACUCGGUCUGAAUUGAAAAACAUUUAUUACACCUGUAUAACAUUAAAAUAGUGCAAUUUUGUGGCGAUCCUAAACCAGGAUAAUCAAGGGGCUGAGUUCCGCUUGGCAGAAUCUCCCCUGGUGCAAUACCAGUGGGUAGUGAAGAAGGGAGUUGACUCGUGGGCUCAAUUGGUUUUCCGGCAAAAAAAGUAAGUAAGUAACCGAAUAAACUAACAAUAAUAACAGGUUUUAAUAUCAA
This is a messenger RNA of Gasterosteus aculeatus aculeatus (three-spined stickleback), 1851 nucleotides long. RefSeq names its product midkine a (gene mdka). Lineage: Eukaryota; Metazoa; Chordata; Actinopteri; Perciformes; Gasterosteidae. The record is from RefSeq and is a predicted model, not a curated record. Gene Ontology annotation, molecular function: growth factor activity.